AUGCAUUUAAUUCAAAUUCAUAAGAUUAUCUCACUGAUUAUUUCUUUCUUCUAUCUCAUUGCCAGACACCAUCGCGGAGAUAAGCCUACGGUCAAAGAAUUCAGAAUUAAGUUGUUGUAUUCCUUUUAUUAUCCACUUUUUGUCCUGUCAUUAGUGGUUGGAGCAAUUACAAAUGAUAAAGAGGAUCAGAAUAUAUUCUUGUCGGAAGUGGCAAUCGGUUCUUCAGUGCUUUUAAUAAAACUCUGGUUUUUAAUAUGGAAACAGAAUCAAAUUCUUGAUUUAUUGAAUCGAGUUUGUGUCUUUUCGAUUCAAAAUGACGACGCCUACAAUCUUUUUAACAACAAACUUAGAGGAUUCCUGAAACUUGUGUUUGUCUUUGCGAUAACUGUAGCUGUUGCUGGUUCUUCAGGGACUAUAGUUAUGUCGUUUGUUGGAAACGGGAAAACUUUAUUUUUGGAAGUUGGAUUUCCCAUGGAUUGGAGGAACAAUGAAAUUGCAUUCUGGAUGGCAUCAAUUUUUGUCUUUACUGAAGUUCUAUUGUCGUUACUGGUCAUGAUUUUCACAAUAAUGAUUUGGUAUUUGCUUUUGAUUUGUUCUCUGAGAUAUGAGGUGCUAGGAACGCAGUUGAGGAGCAUGGGAAAAAAUAGAGAAAAGGACAAGAUGACAGAGAACAAAACCCUCAACAAUUUCUUUGUAAACUUAAAAGAUUCAGUCAAGGUUCAUCUACACUUGAGGGGAUUGACGAAUGACGUGGGAUUCUUUUUCUCAGACAUUUUUUUCAUUCAGUUUGGCACUAGUGGUCUAUGCAUUUGUGGAUCAAUUUAUUGUUUGGCAUUUGGGGUCGGUGAGAGUUUGGUCGAGCGUUUCGUACAUGUUUUAGUGUUUUUUUACCUAACUGCUGAUAUCUUUAUGAUUACGUACGUUGGGAAUGAGAUAAUGUUGUCAAGCAAUCGUCUAUCCUACAGCUUAUUCGAAUCGGAGUGGUAUAACCAGCCCCAAUUUACGAAAAAGUGCAUCAUCAUUUUUGGUGAAUAUUUGAAGCAGCCGCAGGCGAUUGUGAUUGGCAAAUUGUAUCCAUUAACUUUGGAAACGUUUACAAGGAUUAUAAAUUCAGCCUGCAGUAUGUUCAACAUUUUGAAAAAUAUUAAGUAA
Molecule: messenger RNA, 1152 nt
Organism: Bradysia coprophila
Lineage: Eukaryota; Metazoa; Arthropoda; Insecta; Diptera; Sciaridae
Product: odorant receptor 94b-like
Biological process (GO): sensory perception of smell; detection of chemical stimulus involved in sensory perception of smell
Cellular component (GO): plasma membrane
Molecular function (GO): odorant binding; olfactory receptor activity
Source: RefSeq, a predicted model, not a curated record